GGUCACAACCGCCUGUUCUCUCUGACCCUGUCCAUGUACCUCGACCGCGGGGACAUGGGCCCGACGUUGGACUUCAACCAGAACUUGAUCCACCAGCACUUGGGCGCCAACAGCUCGCACUUGAUGCCGCGCAUGAAGACCAUCGAGAUGUACCGCAAGAACGCCAAGAAGCUGAGCGACCCGGCCGUCUUGUUCCAGUACGCGCAGUACAUGCUCCAGACAGCGCUCUUGCUCGACCCCACCUCGGCGUCGGUGUCCUCCAGCGACGCGUCUCGCGCGUCCGCCGCCACCGCGCCGGCAACCCCGCUCACCGACACCCGGCUGCACUUGCGCUCGGCGCUGUCGCUCUCGCUCGACCAGAGCGUGUCGCCAGACCCGGACUUGCGCGCCUCGCUCCUCAAGGAGGCCUUCCGCUACCUCCGGCGCCUCUCCGACAAGGGCUACGUCGAGGCGCAGUACUUCCUUGGCGACGCCUACAGCUCCGGCGCGUUCGGCAAGAUCGACAACAAGGAGGCGUUCAGCCUCUUCCUCUCUGCGGCCAAGCGCGGCCACACCGAGUGCGCGUUCCGUACGGCCCACUGCUACGAGGAGGGCAUGGGCACGGGGCGCGAUGCCCGCAAGGGCGUCGAGUUCUUGAAGCUGGCCGCGUCCAAAAACCACCCCGCCGCCAUGUACAAGCUCGGCAUCUACUUUCUCUACGCACGCAUGGGCAUCAGCGACAGCCCCGUCAACAAGAAGUUGGGCAUCAAGUGGCUCGAGCGUGCGCUGGGUGUGGCGACGGAGUUGACCUCGGCGGCGCCCUACGAGCUCGGCAAGCUCUACCAGACUGGCUACUCCGACAUUUUGAUCAAGGACGAAAAGUAUGCGUUGGAGUUGUUUUCACAAGCGGCCGCACUUGGCCACGUGGAGGCUUCUGCCAUCUUGGGCCACAACUACGAGGUGGGCACCAUUUUGGCCUCCGACCCGAACUUGUCCAUCCACUACUAUACGAAAGCUGCGUUGGGCGGCCACGCUCAGUCGAUGCUCGCCAUGUGCGCGUGGUACAUGGUCGGCUCCGAGCCCCACUUCCCGAAGGACGAGCAGGAAGCGUUCGAGUGGGCCAAGAGAGCGGCUUCGUGCGGACACGCCAAGGCGCAGUUCGUGGUGGCCAAUUUCCUCGAUAAGGGCAUUGGUUGCGAAAGAAACACCGCCGAGGCUCAGGUGUGGUAUAUCAAGGCUGCCGAAAACGGUCAGCAGAGGGCUCUCGGCAGGGUGCAAGAUCCCAAGAUGGUGGCGGCCAUCACCAAGAAGUUGAAGAAA
Messenger RNA from Metschnikowia bicuspidata var. bicuspidata NRRL YB-4993, 1299 nucleotides. It is a transcript of the gene CHS4, whose product is annotated as Chs4p. Gene Ontology annotation, molecular function: protein binding. The annotation marks the transcript as partial. The record is from RefSeq and is a predicted model, not a curated record. NCBI's taxonomy places the organism in Eukaryota, Fungi, Ascomycota, Pichiomycetes, Serinales, Metschnikowiaceae. The transcript has a single exon.